AAUAUUUGUCACACAACAUUUUAGUUUUGUCAAACUGUGUUUGUUCAAUUGAAAAAAAUUGUUUAAAAAAUGCAAGACUUUCUGAAAGACUUUGAAAUAUUCUCUCAGAGUUGGUGGCCCUACAUCAUAACUUUAUUUGUAACCAUAAUAAGUGCCAUACGAAUUUAUAUAGGAGGCACAUACUGCGAUAGUUCACAUCAAAUAGUUGGUAAGAAUGUAAUUAUUACUGGAGGAGCAAGCGGUAUAGGCUUUGAAACUGCAAAAGAAUUAGCAAAAAGAGGCGGCAAUAUAAUUUUGGCAGUUCGAAAUGCAGAAAAAGGUAGAAGGGCUAUAGAACGAAUCAAAAUGUUAACACCAAAAGCCAAUGUAGUAAUAAAACUAUUGGAUGUAUCAGAAUUUUCAAGCAUAAGAGAUUUUGCAGAUCAAAUUAUAAAAGAAUACAACAGAAUUGAUGUACUAAUUAAUAAUGCUGGGAUUAUUUUUCAUCCAUAUAAAAAAACUUCAGAUGGCAAUGAAUUGACUUUUGUUACCAAUUAUUUGGGGCCUUUCUUACUGACACAUCUUCUAUUGUCAGUUCUAAACAACUCUGAUAAUGGUAGGGUAAUUAAUGUUUCUGCUCUUGCACAUUUUAAUGGCAAACUUAAAUUGGAUGACUUUAACUCUGAAAAGAACUUCAAUGAAAAAGAAGCUUUUUCUCAAAGUAAACUGGCCCUUACUAUGUUUACAAAAUACAUGGCACAGCUAUAUAAAAGUACCAAAAUAACAUUUAACGCAGUUGAUCCAGGCUUGGUAAGAGGCACAGGACAUAUAGAGAAGUACUCCACACUGGGACGUUCCCUCAUAACUAAAAUAUCUGUGUUGCCUUGGGUUUGGUUAUUUCUGAAAACACCCAAACAAGGAUGUCAAUCUAUUGUUUAUCUUGCUGUAGAUCCAACACUCAAUAACGUUUCAGGGUAUUAUUUCAGCAAUUGCGAAAUUAGGGAACCUUCCGAAAUUGUGAAGGAUGUGAAUUUGUCUAAACUUCUCUACGAUAAAUCUUGUAGAAUUGUAAAUAUCGAUAAAGACAAAUUCCUUAUAAAUAGGGAAAUUUCUGAUGCUCCUGUAAAUAAUUUUGAGAAUUGA
This is a messenger RNA of Anoplophora glabripennis (Asian longhorned beetle), 1122 nucleotides long. Its product is annotated as retinol dehydrogenase 13-like. Bases 70 to 1122 code for a protein of 350 amino acids. Lineage: Eukaryota; Metazoa; Arthropoda; Insecta; Coleoptera; Cerambycidae. The transcript has 6 exons. The record is from RefSeq and is a predicted model, not a curated record.